Pleuronectes platessa (European plaice) is the source of this 3538-nucleotide messenger RNA. It is a transcript of the gene ric8a, whose product is annotated as RIC8 guanine nucleotide exchange factor A. Bases 250 to 2007 code for a protein of 585 amino acids. The record is from RefSeq and is a predicted model, not a curated record. Lineage: Eukaryota; Metazoa; Chordata; Actinopteri; Pleuronectiformes; Pleuronectidae. The transcript has 15 exons. Gene Ontology annotation, molecular function: G-protein alpha-subunit binding; guanyl-nucleotide exchange factor activity. Gene Ontology annotation, biological process: G protein-coupled receptor signaling pathway. Gene Ontology annotation, cellular component: plasma membrane; cytoplasm.
CACCAACAUUGGCAGGUUGGUGUUCACUUACUGGCGUCCCUUACUCUUCACAGAUAACAGCCGGUCAGUGAUGUUAAUGGGAGGUUGGUGUUAGCAGCAUAUACAGGUUUAGAAGGACUGUGAACAUUGGCAGGGAUCCAGGAAUCAUGCAGUCAUUUGGGGCUGGUGUGUAAUCAUAAAUUGUACACGCGCACUGAGGACAAACAAGCUUGUGCUCUGAGCGUCAAUCCAGGAGGAAGCCUUAGUUCUAUGGCGAUGAAAAUGGAUUUAAGUGCCAUCAUAGAGCAGAUGGAGACGGGAGAGCAAGACACCGCUCUGACUGCUCUACAGAGCUACACCAAGGAGAUGAACCAAUGCUUUACAUUCAGCAGGGAAGAGGAGCGUGAAAGAGAGCGUCUGGGAGAGUUGGUGCUCGGUUUCCUCAAUAGGGAGUUGCAGCCGUCCUGUCAGCUGGCAUGUCUAGAAACGCUUCGCAUCCUGACCAGGGACAAAGACUGCCUGGACCCCUUCAUCAAUCGCUCGGCCAUGUCUACUCUUGCCCGCUACGCUGGGAUCGCUGUUGCCAGCACUGCCACACAUGCCCACAGCAUUCUGAUGGAGGGCCAAGUCGAGGGUGAGGGGGAAGAUGCAGAGGAAGUGUCGAGUGAGUUGAUGAAGGGAGCGUCCCCUCCGUCAGAAAGUCCUGACCAGGAAGUUAUUGUCGAGGCUCUCAAGUCCAUAUGUAACAUCCUGCUACACAACGAGACGGGACAGGUCAUCGCAGCAGAUCUGCAGCUGAUAAAGGGCUUGUCAGAGAGGCUGAAACAGUGUCAUGAUUCCACCUGGAUCCACGAGGUGCGGUUCUUUGACCUGCGCCUCACCUUUCUGCUGACUACCCUCAGGGUAGACGUCAGGGCACAGCUAGCACAGGAGCUUCAUGGCAUCAGUCUGCUAGGCAACCAGUUGGAUGUGACACUAGGCCUGUGUUGGCCAGACACAUUGGAGACGGCCAGAGCAGGAUCAGAGGACGUCCCACUUGAAGAACUAUCCCCUCUGAGCCGGGAACAAAUAGAACUAGCCAUGGAAAUUCUGAAAAUACUAUUUAACCUCACGUUUGACACGGCAAGGCGUAAGGUUGACGAGGAGGAGAUGGCAGAGUACAGACAUUUGGGAGCCAUACUGAGACACUGUCUAAUGAGCCAUGCUGAUGGAGAGGAGCGGACUGAGGAGUUCCACAGCCACACGGUUAACCUGUUAGGUAACCUCCCUCUGCCCUGUCUGGGCGUGCUGUUGAUGCCAAAGGUACAACAAGCCUCCAUUGAGUAUAUGGGGGUCAACAUGGAUGCUGUCAACAUGCUCCUGAAAUUCAUGGAGAAAAGACUUGACCGGGUCCAUAAACUGAGAGAGACCCUUCUCCCAUCACUGAACUUGCUGACCGAAAGCGGCCGCAUCCAUAGAGAGACCAGGAAGUUCCUCAGGUCAAAGGUGCUACCUCCACUGCGUGAUGUGAUAAACAAACCAGAGGUGGGCAGUGCUCUGAGGAACAAACUAGUCCGUAUGAUGACACACAUUGACACCGAUGUUAAGGACUGUGCAGCUGAAUUCCUCUUUGUACUCUGCAAAGAAAGUGUGUCAAGGUUCGUAAAGUAUACUGGAUAUGGUAACGCUGCGGGUCUUCUGGCUGCCAGAGGGCUGUUGACCGGGAGCAGAGACUCUGGGAUCUACUCUGAAGAUGAAGACUCUGAGACAGAGGAGUACAGAGAGGCCAAGGCUCAUAUAAACCCAAUAACAGGAGUUGUGGAAGAGGAGCAGCCUAAUCCCAUGGAGGGAAUGACAGAGGAGCAGAAAGAAUAUGAAGCUAUGAAGCUGGUCAGGAUGUUUGACAAGCUGUCAAGGACCAAUGUGAUCCAACCCAUGCAGCUCAGCAUGGAUGGGAAAAUGAGAGAGAUAACUCCAGAUGAUCUACAAAACCUCACACACAAUCCUGUGUUCCAGCCAGAAGAGCCUGGCAGUGAAGAUGAGGCUUAGUAAGCACAGAGGCAUAAAUACAGAAAUAGCUGUUACUCCUGUGUCAGUCCUGGCAGUUUGAUUAUUGAAAACAUUCAAGUGUCACAAGGUGGACAAUUUGGAUUAGUUGAGUCAAAGUGAAACCACAGCAUGGAAUUCAGAUUGAAGGACAAUAUCACUGGCUUUAUGUGCUUCUCUGUCAUAUACAAAUAACCCGUGUUUCAUUACUGACUACUUUACAAAAAUUUGACUAUAUGAAAUUAUACACUUACAUGUCAAAACCAUCCUUUUGACAAAAAAUAGUAAAUGGCUGAGCUGUAUAUGUAGCCAGUUGAUUUUCAUAAUGUAAGGUAGAGAAUCAGAAACAGCUUCAGUAUGGUCAUUUAAAUCAUGCUCCUGUCCAACUCAGCAGGGUUGACUUGGCUUCUAACAAACAAGAAGACUCAUUUUUUGCUAAUUUUAGCUCAUGACCUGCUUGCCUAACUUUAUUAGUAGACUUAAUGUAUCUCUUCAAGUGUUUGUGUACCUCAUCAGUAGUAUUUCUUAGUCAACUGCACACAUACAGUAGGCUGUGUAAUCCAUUAUGUGGACCAUUCCUUCCUUUCCUUCCAUUCCUAUAUGCCAGUGAAACUGCUGGUAUAUAUGUCAUAAUUUAAGACUGGAGAGGAAAUAUUCUAAUGAAAAGAGAGAUUCCUGUAAUAUAUGACACAUCAUCUAAUAUUUUGUAUUUAUAUUGUUGUUGUAUAGCUGCCAAUAAAAAUGGGCUGUAUUAUACAUUAAAUGUCUUUAGAUUACAAAAAUGUCAUGUCAUAUAUUUUAUGCUAACUUUUACUGAUGCACCAUCAUCAUAAAAGGUCAUCUAUAUUUUGAGGUGUAUCAUGUAAAAUACAGUUUUACACAAGCCAGCUUUGUCGUUCAUGAGUGACGCUGGCUCAGAAGUUAGAGCAGGCUAUACACUUAUUGGCGGAGCAUUGGUUCGAUUCCCAGUUCGUCCAAUAUGCAAGCCCCCAAAUUGCUCCUGCCGCCUGUCCCUGAAUGACAUGUAUAACUGAUAGGAAAGCUAAACAUAGAUUUCUGUCGAUUUUUCUAUUGUAUGGGGAUAUUCUGUUACCAUGUGCUACCACAGUUUACUCACAAAUAUCCACGACUGACGGUUUGUGUAUUAGCUUUCACUAUCACAUGUUGUUUUGAUUUAAGCUGUCAACUAUCUGGGAGCUUUUAUUGAUUUACACAAACAUAUAGUUGUGAAUGAACCCAAUAAAAACACAACACAACAAAGAGCAACACAUCAGACAAUACAAAAGAGAAACACAAUACAUGCAUCACAGUUGCAAGUCCAGAGCAAAAGUUCACUAAAUGCAACAUCAUAAAAUAAAAGAUGAAUUAAAGGUGUUUAACUUAUGGAUGAAUAUUUUCACUAAAUGUGAAAAGCAGGAGGGAAAGCAUCAGAGGGAGAGGCGCAAUUGUCCAUACAGUGUUAUGUAAGCCCUAUGAGAUGAAUUGUAAUUUGUGAAUAUGGGCUAUACAAAUAAAAUUUGAUUGAUUGAUUGAU